Ambispora leptoticha is the source of this 510-nucleotide messenger RNA. NCBI's taxonomy places the organism in Eukaryota, Fungi, Glomeromycota, Glomeromycetes, Archaeosporales, Ambisporaceae. The record is from the annotation of a GenBank genome assembly.
AUGAGUGCUUCAACGACAUCCGAACAAAUUCAAAAAGUGACCCUAAAGAGCCGCGACGAAAAAGUAUAUAAAGUUGAUGUUGCAGUCGCAAGUCGGUCCAUUUUACUGAAGAAUAUGAUUGAAGAUGUUGGUGAGUCAGACCAAGCAAUUCCGCUGCCGAAUGUUGACGAAAAAGUUUUAAAAAAGGUACUUGAAUGGUGUGAGCAUCAUAUCAACGAUCCAUUGCCAACUAGCGAUGAAGAAUCUCAACGUCGACAUAAUCAUGCCGAAAUCGAUGACUGGGAUCAGAAAUUCUUAAAUGUAGAACAAGAUCUCUUGUUUGAAAUCAUCUUGGCUGCCAAUUAUUUGGACAUCAAACCAUUACUUGACGUUGGUUGCAAAACAGUCGCAAACAUGAUCAAAGGGAAAACUCCCGAUGAGAUUCGUAAAAUGUUCAAUAUUGUAAACGACUUUACUAAAGAAGAGGAGGAACAGAUUCGCAAGGAGAAUGAGUGGGCUGAGGAUAGAUAA